Leptosia nina is the source of this 1719-nucleotide messenger RNA. Lineage: Eukaryota; Metazoa; Arthropoda; Insecta; Lepidoptera; Pieridae. The record is from the annotation of a GenBank genome assembly.
AUGGAAGGUCCUACAGGACCCAAUCCAUGCCGGCUACAAGGCAGCAACGAGCCCGCUAUCGACAGACUGACCAUAGACGGUAGACCGGAGUUGAGCUGUCAAAGCGACAGCAACUGUCAGUGCGAAGGCGAAGUGAAGAUCAAAAGCAAGAGGUUCGGCCGAGGUGCUGUUGAGUCAGGUUUAACGCAUGAAUGCGGCGUCUUCGGAGCAAUUGGGACUGGAGAAUGGCCCACGCAAGUGGACGUGGGACAAGUCAUUUGUUUGGGACUGGUUGCGUUACAACACAGGGGUCAAGAAUCCGCGGGCAUAGUGACGUCAGAGGGGAAAAGCGCGCGAACCUUUAACUCUCAUAAGGGUAUGGGUCUCAUAAACAACAUCUUCAAUGAUGAAGCCAUGAAGAAACUCAAAGGCAACCUUGGGAUUGGACACACUAGAUACUCGACAUCCGCGGCGUCUGAAGAAGUCAAUUGUCAGCCGUUUGUUGUUCACACGGCGCACGGCGCUCUUGCUGUAGCUCAUAAUGGCGAACUCGUUAACUGCAGUAGCCUGAGGAAGAUGGUGUUGGGUCGUGGAGUAGGUUUAUCAACGCACUCGGACUCCGAGCUAAUCACUCAAGCUUUGUGUCUCAACCCACCAGAGGGUGAAACUAAUGGUCCCGACUGGCCAGCAAGGAUCAACCAUCUCAUGAGGUUGGCACCUCUCAGUUACUCUUUGGUAAUCAUGUUGAAAGAUAAGAUUUAUGCAGUGCGAGAUCCCUAUGGCAACCGACCGCUUUGCCUUGGAAAAAUUCUACCGCUUGGAUCAUCAUAUGUCUACAAACAAUCGUCAGCGCAGCAUGCCGCGGUUUUGAUGAACGGUUGUGCAAAGAACGGUUUAGAAGACAAAGCUGAAGGUUGGGUGGUGUCUUCAGAGUCCUGUGGUUUUCUGUCUAUCGGGGCUAGAUACGUCCGGGAAGUAUUACCGGGUGAAAUAGUAGAGAUGUCUAGACACGGUAUUCGUACGGUUGACGUCGUGGAGCGGCCGGAAGGCAAGCAGCAAGCUUUCUGUAUCUUCGAGUACGUCUAUUUCGCGAGAGCAGAUAGUUUAUUUGAAGGUCAAAUGGUAUACUCAGCGAGGUUGCAAUGUGGCCGUAUGUUGGCGCGAGAGUCGCCGGUCGAUGCUGAUAUUGUCUCCUCCGUACCAGAAUCUGGUACUGCAGCUGCACACGGUUAUGCCAGACAGUCCGGAAUCCCAUUCAUGGAAGUACUUUGCAAGAAUCGGUACGUCGGGCGUACGUUCAUCCAACCGUCUACACGGCUACGACAACUUGGUGUCGCUAAGAAAUUCGGCGCACUUUCGGAAAACGUUCGUGGAAAGAGAAUAGUUCUAAUAGACGACUCUAUAGUGCGUGGGAACACUAUUGGUCCGAUUAUUAAGCUAUUAAGAGACGCAGGAGCGGCUGAGGUACACAUAAGGAUAGCUUCACCGCCGCUGAAGUACCCGUGUUACAUGGGAAUCAAUAUUCCCACCAGAGAAGAACUAAUUGCAAAUAAAAUGGACACAUUUAAGUUAGCCGAACAUGUCGGCGCUGAUAGUCUGGAGUACCUUAGUGUAGAAGGUCUAGUUAGCGCGAUUCAUUAUAACAUGAAAGCUACACCUAGUGACGGGGUAGGUGGGCACUGUACCGCUUGCCUGACCGGAGACUAUCCGGGGGGUCUGCCUGAAGAUGUCGAUUGGUAA